GGGAAGGUGAAUGCCUAGUACCUCCAUCUUGGCUCCAACGCAGCUUCUCAGGAGCAGACAAGAGACUGAAAACUGAUGACUAUUCAGUGGAUGAAACUGCUGGUUCUGCUGGCUAUAGUUCCUCAAGACCUGGGAGAACCAAAGCCCGGAGUACCCUUGAGGAAGAAGACCAUGAAAGCGUCACCACUGCUUAUGGUUGUGCCCGGCAAGACUACCACUACUAUUGUGUGGCGUCUGAUCAUCGAUACUGCUUUAUCUCUUCACAUGAAGAACUUGAUUGUCUUCGCCCCCAUUGACUUCGACACAGACGUAAAUGAUGUUAUGAGAGGUGCUUGGAUACGAGGAGUCACUACUGAGGUAUAUUUAGACCAGCAGCCAUCUACAACCCGGGCGAAACAACUAGCCACUGACGAGAUCCCUAACCCAGUCACCACCUCCUCACUGUGGCCAACUAUAGACUGGACAUUUCUGUACGGGCGACAGCCAAUACACCGGAUCAAUAUGGCUGUACUGGUGUUGGGCCCUAGUGACUGGGUACUGAGUGCUGCUCUACAGCUCCUGUCUAAAGUCGUGUUUGGAAUGAUGGACACACUCUUAUUAGCUCCUGUGGAGGGCGUUGUGUCCUCCAUUGACUUGUGUCCUAACAUUCCCAUGGCGGUGAGGGUGGCCCUGCUGGAGGUGCCACGUGUUGAGGGUAGAAAAAAGAUUUGUGAAGGCCUGGUGAGGGAAGCCCAGCUACAGGAGGGAGGGAAGUACGUGCUGCGUAGUGUAGGAUGCUGGCGCCGUGGUCGACUCCUGCUGAGAUCUUCGCUGUUUCCUGUCCUUACCUCCUUCAAGGGCGCCGUGCUCAAAGUUCUUGGGGUUAAGGGCUUCAACGAGAUCAUUAUAAUACCCAAAGGUGACUCGAUCGAGUUGAAGGGUAUGCUAGGAGAAAUGCUUGACAAGUUCAUCAAGAAACUCAAUUUCAAGAUGGACUUUAACGAGAUUGGCGGCCACAUCAACAAGAUGGCUAACGGCACAUUUGGCGGUGUACUAGGGGCCAUACAGCGCCGGGAGUAUGACAUACUUUUGGGAAGUCUGUCAAUGAUCCCGGUGAGGACAGAGGUGAUUGACUACUCUGAAUGGUGGUGGAUGUACAACACGCCCUUCUUUACUAAAGUUCCCAAAAUCAAAGAGGACCAGUUUCUACUCUUCCAGAUAUAUACCUGGCAGGCUCGGUGAGACAGCCAGUGAACAUCGCCGGAAGGCUGGUGUUAAUUUCAACAUGGCUGGUGGUGAUUGUCUUAGUGGCAGCGUACAGUGGUAACCUGAUCGCCUUCCUCUCCAUCCCUCGCAUAGAAAAGGUGCCGCAAACAGUCCACGAGCUGAGAGAAAUGGGCUACAUCUUGUCUAUCAGCUAUGGAUAUUCCCAAUAUGAGAAGAUAAAGGCUUCGCCCAUCAGCGAUCACCAGUACCUGUUCCGUCGCUCGGUGUUCCGUCAAGACAAAGGAUUGCUGCCUGACCCUGACCACGUACAAAUGAUUCUCACACAACCAGUCGCUAUGAUAGUUACUGGCACAACCACCCUGGCGCUACAGGACAGCUUUGCGGAAAAGGUGGGAUCCGUGAGUAUAUGCUCCAUGAAACGAAGUACUGAUUCCAUUUUUGAGGAGCCAACGGGCAUAGCCUUCCCGAAAAACUCACCUAUAAAACCGAUUUUCGACAAUCUGUAAGUUGCCUUUAUAAUCCACCUUGUUACGCAGUCUAAGAUACACUGACACAUCUUCCAUCUUCACAGCUGAUGUUUAUACUGUAUGUGCAGUUUCGUUCGACCUGAUAUUGUUU
This is a messenger RNA of Homarus americanus (American lobster), 1824 nucleotides long. RefSeq lists its product as uncharacterized. Gene Ontology annotation, cellular component: membrane. Lineage: Eukaryota; Metazoa; Arthropoda; Malacostraca; Decapoda; Nephropidae. Gene Ontology annotation, molecular function: ligand-gated monoatomic ion channel activity. The record is from RefSeq and is a predicted model, not a curated record.